Paramecium tetraurelia is the source of this 771-nucleotide messenger RNA. RefSeq lists its product as uncharacterized. The transcript is spliced from 2 exons. The record is from RefSeq and is a predicted model, not a curated record. Gene Ontology annotation, molecular function: protein binding. Lineage: Eukaryota; Ciliophora; Oligohymenophorea; Peniculida; Parameciidae. Gene Ontology annotation, cellular component: nucleus; cytoplasm. Gene Ontology annotation, biological process: proteasome regulatory particle assembly.
AUGCUAAAAUAGAAGUUGGUUUAAUUAUAAUAAUAGCGAAAGGAUCUUGAAGAUCAUAUUGAACAACUCAAUUAACAACUAUAAGUUUAUUAUGAUAAGGGAUACAAUAAAUCAUUAAUAGACGAAGAAGGAUUUCCCAGAUAGGAUCUAGAUUUUGGUGAACUAUCUACAUACAAAAAUUUAAGAAGAGAAUUCAAUGAAAAAAACAAUGACUACAAAGAUUUGAUGAAGCUUCUUGAACAAACAAUGAUAUCAUAUCAUUAGGAAUUGUAAAAUGAUCCUAAUCUCAAUAAUGAAAUAGAAGCAUACACCUAAAAAUGGAAGGAACAACAAUAACAGUCAAAAUAAAUACAAUAAUAGCAGUAGUAGCAAUAACAAUAACAAUAAUAACAACAAUCAAGUAGUUCAUAAAAUUAGAGGAAUGAAUAUUCCAAGUAAAAUGAAAAUGACCUAAUUAAACCCUUUGCUUAUUUAGAGGAUGUAAUCAAAGAUUCACCUGCAGAUAAGGGAGGUUUUAAAAUUAAUGAUUUUUUGAUUAGAUUUGGGAUAAUAGAUCACAGCAAUCACAAUAGAUUAUAAAAUCUUUAUGAAUACAUAAAAAAUCAAUAGAAUAAACAGGUAAAUGUGAAGAUCUUACGUUUACUCACAUAGUAAGCAAAUGUGACUAACAUUGACUUUUCAAAAGAAUCAUAUAUCAUAAUGGAUUUAACUAUAACUCCUUAAACAUGGAAUGGAAAAGGAUUAUUAGGAUGGAAAAUGAACGUGAUUUGA